UUCUUGUUUGGUAGGCGUAGACAUUUGCUUAAGCUAUGUUUCAGGAAAUUGUCCGAAUUUUACGUCCGAAAUUCGCCCAAAACUAGAUAAAAAGUUAUUGUCCGAAAAUUAAACGUGCGAAAUAAAUCAUACGAAAGUUUAACGUCCAAAAUUCUUUUAUAAGUAAUAUAGUACACACGCAGGCUACCCAUAACACCGAUUACAAUCAUUGUGUUCUUAUGGAACAGAUCCUGGACGUUGUUGCAUUGCAAGUUUGCCUUGAAGCUCUUAGCCCAUCCGCUGAAAUUUUGCUGAAGCCGGAAUCUAGGCGAGCUUGGUGUGACAAAGUAUUGUCCAUCAGACCAGCAGUGGAAGACAUGAUGAGAAAAGAAAGGUUUGGACCCGUUACAGAGAUGAGCUCAAACUACGGAGAGAAAUCCACAGUAUUGCUUGGUCAAUGCAGAUCCAUGUGGCAACGAGAAGGAGCUGUCAGACUGUUUGUAGAACACGUGACCUUGUUUGACGAGCAAGAUGAGAGUGUGGUCAGACUAUGGAAGGCUUUGGGAGAUGAAACUGACUUUUCGUCGCUGAGAUCUCUGCAGACUAUUGAGAAAUUUCUAAUCAGCCUCAGUGAAGACGUCCAAAUAAGGGCCGAUGAAAGUACCACUUCCGAGUUUCGACGCCGCUGCAACGCCUUUUUUAUGGAGCUAGUGUCCAUAUUUUGUUUUGGUGACUCAGCAUCUAAAGACUUGGAACAAGAAGCUAUUUCCCUUCUUAUGCGUUAUGUUAUCGGCCGCCAGUCAACUCAAACAAAAGAUUUCUCGCCGUUUCCCGACUAUGGUAUCGACCCCACCCCUGUGGUGCGUUCUUUUCUCCUCCAACAGCUCCUCCGUUCGAGCACAAAGGUGGUGAAAGAGCAUUUGGAAAUUUUCUUGCAAGAGGCUCAAGGCUUGAAUCCAGAACCCCAGCACAUUAAAGAGGUCUGCUUUUUGUACGUGCAGUGUAUGGAGGACAUUCUAAUAAGCCGGUACCAAUCCAAAGUGGCCGAUUCGAAGUUGACAGUAAAACUCAAAUAUGCCAAAAAGAUUUGCGAUGAGGCAUUUAAAGCUCUCACAGGCAAUGAAGAAGGUUCGUUUGAGAUAGACGCAAACGCACUGGAAGGUGUCGCAAAAGGACGUUACGUCCUAUCACUCGUAGCAGACUUCCUUUACAAGUGGUUUAUUGAAGGAGAUAGUAGCUAUACUAAAGACCUUGAUGUUGAGAGAGAAGCUGGCUACCUACUUGAUUCUGCUAGAAAGCUUUGCAUGGAAGGUUCAAGCACCACGCCGCAGCUCUACCUUCUUAAACAGCUUGUCAGACGGUAUGGUUUUGACUGCGUUCGCACUAUGGGUGGCUAUAAGGAACUAGAGUGGAUUCUUCCACCAGAAGCUCGACAGCAGGAGGAUGAAGUCAUUCAAGACAGGUUCAUUGUCCACGAGAAGCACUAUCGGGCACUUCGUGAAGGACUGGCAAAAACUGUCAUCAGUGGAAAUAUCCAAGACAUUGUAACAGCUAUCACGGAAAUCGAAGAACAAGGUGUCAACAUAGACAUCCUUCUUCUCUUGGCAUUGUACCGUGAAAUAACUUUGGCAAAUACGUCUUUAGUUCAGAGUCCAAAGUCCGAGGAGGCCAAGAAAAAUCUGGAUGAUUUCAUCAAAAACGAAGGACAUGUUUCCGUGACGGCUCAACCUUUUGCCAGACAACUUCUAGAAAAUAGCCAAGGAGGCCAAUUUAAGGAACUUCAAGUUUUUCGCGGAAAGAGCCCGCAAGAACACACCUUAGCUGAAAUUGUCAUCCACAUGUCAGCAGCCUUACAGUGCGUUGGUUCAGGCUCAUUGGCUCAACCUCUUUACAAGCUAUUGACAAAUCCAUCCGCGAUGCAGACUUCCUUCCUACCAACCAUGCCCGAGGACAACUUUCUCGAGUGUAUCAAUGUCAUUGCCGAGACUAUGAAAGGAACUCGUUGGGUCGGAGAGUGGUAUGAGUGCGGAAAUUGUAGACAUCCGUAUUUUAUUGGGGAGUGUCAACAGCCGAUGCAGAAGGGUACGUGUCCCGACUGCGGAAAGGUAAUGGGAGGAGAGCAACACAAGUUCCUAGGAGAGUACAAGGUUUCCGAUAGAAACGAUAGAACGAAGACCGGCCACGCGCUUGGACAUCCUGGUUCGAGACCUACUUGUGCUGAGCCGCAGAGAAAGAUGUCACCGAUAGUGUGCGGUCUCCUUGCUCUCUAUGUUAGGACUGCGAAGUUUCUUCCAGAAGCUCAAACAGAACUGAAUCAGUAA
This is a messenger RNA of Orbicella faveolata, 2300 nucleotides long. Its product is annotated as E3 ubiquitin-protein ligase rnf213-alpha-like. Gene Ontology annotation, molecular function: ATP hydrolysis activity; ubiquitin-protein transferase activity. Lineage: Eukaryota; Metazoa; Cnidaria; Anthozoa; Scleractinia; Merulinidae. The record is from RefSeq and is a predicted model, not a curated record.